Messenger RNA from Oncorhynchus masou masou (cherry salmon), 3202 nucleotides. RefSeq names its product interleukin-10 receptor subunit beta-like. The transcript is spliced from 7 exons. Gene Ontology annotation, molecular function: protein binding; cytokine receptor activity. Gene Ontology annotation, biological process: cytokine-mediated signaling pathway. The record is from RefSeq and is a predicted model, not a curated record. Gene Ontology annotation, cellular component: plasma membrane. Bases 94 to 1149 code for a protein of 351 amino acids. NCBI's taxonomy places the organism in Eukaryota, Metazoa, Chordata, Actinopteri, Salmoniformes, Salmonidae.
UUACAUUUUCACAUUUUGCACAUUUAGCAGGCACUCUUAUCUAGUGUUACUUAAAGCUGUUGUUACAAUUGGAACACACCACAGAACAAUGUGAUGGCAUUUUAUCUUCUUAUCACUCUGGGAUUUCGAUUCAUUUCAGCGGAGUCACUUCUGCCUCAACCACAAAACGUUGAGGUGGUCUCUUACAACAUGGAUGCCUUAGUUAAGUGGGACGCUCCCCUUACUUCACUGAAAAACCUUACCUACACAGCUGAAUACAGAAUGUCUUCAACUCCCUUCUUCUACACCGUAUGUAAAGCCACCAAAGAGCACAGGUGUGACUUCGGUAAACUUCCCAGUUGCCAUGGAAAUUAUAAAUUCAGAGUGAGGAUAGAGUUAGAGGGAAAUACCUCCAGUUGGGCAGAAACCCCAAACUUCUCUCUUAAGAAAGGAACUGUAAUUGGUCCUCCAAACGUAACGUUGGUCACCAAGGGAGGAGCUAUAGGAGCUGUGGAGGUGAACAUUCAGAAUCCGGUGCUAAAGAUCUCAUCACUGAAAGAAGCCUACAGCAAAGUGGAAUACAAUAUCAGAUACUGGAAGAAGACUGACAAGAAGGAUGUGUCUGAGAGAGAGAUUGUGACUGCGCAACGUGUUAAGCUGAAGCCACUGGAGCCCAACACCAGAUACUGCGUUCAGGUCCAGGUGUACAUACCAAUGCCGCACAACAAUACGGGGCAGUACAGCAAGGCUGCGUGUGUGAUGAGCACCACAAACAAAACAACCACAGAUGGGGAGCGAAGGUUGUCUGAGGGCCUGGUGGUCAGUUUGGUGACGGUAGCUGUGGCUUUUCCAAUACUACUCCUAGUCCCCUGGGUCAUCUACAAAGGGAAAAGGUUUCUCCAUCCCAAGGUUAAGCUGCCUGAGCAUUUGAAACAGCACCUGAUUGAUUUUCAUCAAUACCCUUACCUGGCUUCGCAGAUCACCUCUCCUCUACAAGAGAAGUAUGAUCAGAUCAGCGCUCUGUGUGAUGAAAAUCCAUACAAUGUGCUGACUGACAUACCAGAGGACAACCUUUACCAUGUGGAUAGUGGGGUCUCUGUGGAGAUGCCUAAAUACUACAAUGCUGUUGCUGAAAAUGCCAAUUUUGACAUGCCCUACAAGAAUAUCUGACAAUGGUAUCAAGACAUGAGCUACUGUAAUUAUUCUGUAUAUGGGCAUAUGGAAUCUGAGUAUAACAGGUAGUCAUGAUAGAUUGUAAGCCAUUAACAUUAGUCUGCCCAUUAGGGGCUGAGGCCCCUACCCUUCAACAUAAAUAUUUUAACUUUUAAGUGUUUUUCUUCUUCAAUUUUCCUGUUACAAAACCGUAUUCAACUUUGUACUUUUUAGUUGCUUUUUUUACAUACUUUAUAUAUAUAUAUAUAUAUACAUACUACCAGUCAAAAGUUUGGACAUACCUACUUAUUCAAGGGUUUUUCUUUAUUGUUAAUAUUUUCUACAUUUUAAAAUAAAAGUGAAGACAUUUUUUCAGUGUUAUUUCAUAGUUUUGAUGUCUUCACUAUUAUUCACUAUUAUUAAAAUUUCAAAAUAAAGAAAAACCCUUGAAUGAGUAGGUGUGUCCAAAUUAUAUAUAUGCAUAUAUAUGUGUAUAUAUAUAUAUGUAUAUACACAUAAAUAUAUAUAUAUAUGUAUGUAUAUGUGUAUGUAUAUAUAAAUAGAUAUGUAUAUGUGUAUACAUAUGUACAUUGGGGAGAACAAGUAUUUCAUACACUGCCGAUUUUGCAAGUUUUCCAACUUACAAAGCAUGUAGAGGUUUGUAAUUUUUAUAAUAGGUACACUUCAACUGUGAGAGGCGGAAUCUAAAACAAAAAUCCAGAAAAUCACAUAAGUAAUUAAGUAAUUAAUUUUCGUUUUAUCGCAUGACAUAAGUAUUUGAUACACCAGAAAAGCAGAACUUAAUAUUUGUUACAGAAACCUUUGCAAUUACAGAGAUCAUACGUUUCCUGUAGUUCUUGACCAGGUUUGCACACACUGCAGCAGUGAUUUUGGCCCACUCCUCCAUACAGACCUUUUCCAGAUCCUUUAGGUUUCGGGGCUGUCGCUGGGCAAUACGGACUUUCAGCUCCCUCCAAAGAUUUUCUAAUGGGUUCAGGUCUGGAGACUGGCUAGGCCACUCCAGGACCUUGAGAUGCUUCUUAUGGAGCCACUCCUUAGUUGCCCUGGCUGUGUGUUUCGGGUCGUUGUCAUGCUGGAAGGACCAGCCACGACCCAUCUUCAAUGCUCUUACUGAUGGAAGGAGGUUGUUGGCCAAGAUCUUGCAAUACAUGGCCACAUCCAUCCUCACCUCAAUACGGUGCAGUUGUCCUGUCCCCUUUGCAGAAAAGCAUCCCCAAAGAAUGAUGUUUCCACCUCCAUGCUUCACGGUUGGGAUGGUGUUCUUGGGGUUGUACUCAUCAUUCUUCUUCCUCCAAACACGGCAAGUGGAGUUUAGAACAAAAAGCUCUACUUUUGUCUCAUCUGACCACAUUACCUUCUCCCAUUCCUCCUCUGGAUCAUCCAGAUGGUUAUUGGCAAACUUCAGAUGGGCCUGGACAUGCGCUGGCUUGAGCAGAGGGACCUUGCGUGCGCUGCAGGAUUUUAAUCCAUGACGGCAUAGUGUGUUACUAAUGGUUUUCUUUGAGACUGUGGUCCCUCUCUUCAGGUCAUUGACCAGGUCCUGCCGUGUAGUUCUGGGCUGAUCCCUCACCUUCCUUAUGAUCAUUGAUGCCCCACGAGGUGAGAUCUUGCAUGGAGCCCCAGAUCGAGGGUGAUUGACCGUCAUCUUUAACUACUUCCAUUUUCUAAUAAUUGCGCCAACAGUUAUUGCCUUCUCACCAAGCUGCUUGCCUUUUGUCCUGUAGCCCAUCCCAGCCUUGUGCAGGUCUACAAUUUUACGCUGAUGUCCUUACACAGCUCUCUGGUCUUGGCCAGUGUGGAGGUGCAGUUAAUACAGGUAAUAAGUGAAGAACAGGAGGGCUUCUUAAAGAGAAACUAACAGGUCUGUGAGAGCCGGAAUUCUUACUGGUUGGUAGGUAUCGAAUACGUAUGUCAUGCAAUAAAAUGCAAAUGAAUUACUUAAAAAUCCUACAAUGUGAUUUUUGUUUUAGAUUCUGUCUCUCACAGUUCAAGUGUACCUAUGAUAAAAAUUACAGCCCUAUACAUGCUUUGUAAGUAGAAAAACCUGCAA